Molecule: messenger RNA, 5894 nt
Organism: Pseudomyrmex gracilis
Lineage: Eukaryota; Metazoa; Arthropoda; Insecta; Hymenoptera; Formicidae
Exons: 10
Coding region: 402-4700 (1432 amino acids)
Source: RefSeq, a predicted model, not a curated record
AAUUUGCGUAUAUAUAUUUUUUUUAAAUCAGCAUAAAGAUAAUUAAAGAAAGUCGAUCGGAGUACGUAUCUAAUAUCUUCAACCUGAUUAAGAUAUAAAUCCGCUUAAUUGGAUCGUAGAUUUUUAUAGAUCGCGUGGAGAGCAAUAAUAGAUUUAUUGACUUUACAUGUGCGUCGUGUAUUUUGUCACAAACGUUCUUCUUGUAAGAAGUAGUCGCGCGUGUUGGACACUUGUAGUAGAUGUUGAUCUAUUGAAUCUAUUUGGAUCUAGUUGAUAGAUCUCUCACACCUGUGUGUACACUGAAUUCAAUACGAUACGGAUGUCGUAAGAAAGAAGGUGAUCAUCGGGCUCUAAGGAAGAUUUUGGACAAAGUUUCUAGCUUAAGAUCGCCGAAGAAAAGAAUGCGUUCGCACGAUCGGAGCCCGAAUGUUCCGCUGAAGCUGCGGAAAACGAAGUUGUUACUGUCGAGAACGAGCCAGUCACCGUCCCGUAGAUCCAAAGCCGCAUCAACAUCCUGUGACAAAAGAUCCUGUAACAAAGAGAGAAAUUCAUCGGGCGGACGACGUUCCGCCGCAAUCGAUCCAAACGAUUCCGAUGUCAUUACCUGCUGCGACAUCGACGAGCUCUUCUGCGAGAACAGCAAUGUGAGCGACGAGAAAACAAUCUGUCCGCGAAUUUCGAGCUCGACUUAUGAAGCCGAUGUCGACGGCGAGAUGACCUUCUCGUCGAGAACAGGCGCGUCAAUAGAGCGGAAAGACACCCCCAUUCUAGUAGAUCUGACUAACGAGGAGUCGAAGCAAGUCACUUGGAAGCAGACUGUUUUGAAGCAAUUCGGAGAAGAUGAAGAGAGCUCGGAGUCGGAAUCCCGCAUCAUGAUAGCCGACAGUUCUAGCAGAUUGCAACGUGCCGGGACUGGCAACAGUAUGGCAACCGCUCUGAGAGAUCGCGGUCCUUGCGUGAUACCGGUCCAGCCAAAUCGUUCGCUGCCGAUCCGACCGGCGCCGCCGAUGCCAACGAGAUCGGCAUCGAUCGUGACGUCGCAGAAGACACGCUCGCCAAUGCUCAGACUGUCUAAAUCCGUGAAUGUGAAUGUGAUUGAGAUGCAAUCAAACGCAUCACCGAUCAGUUCGUUGUCAAACGAUCUGAACAAAUUCUCGUUCAGUCAACAAGAUGGAAAAAGUGACAAAAUGAUGCGCGCAAGCGAAUUCAUCGAUCACUCGGAUUACAAUCAAGAUAUGACGCAGAUUACAAAAGAGACUGGUAGUGCUAAGAGAAAGAAAGACGACGAAGAUCGAAACGAGAGAGAUAUUGGUAAAGAAACGAAGAAACGAAAGAAAUCUUACGAAACGGAAGCCAUGCGCGACGAGCGUUCGAAAUCUAUUUCGAAGGAUUAUUCGAAAACUUGUUCGACCAAUUGGCCCGAUAAAGGAAAAAAGAAACCGCAGCAGCACGUGAUGGUGAGACUGUGGGAUAACAAAAAUUAUUCGUCGACUAUUGUAGUAUCGACUACGGAAUCGGAAGUAAAAAAGACAAACGAGAUUUGCAAAAUUGUACCGCCGUUAAGACUGAAGAAAGUUAUGCGCGAAGCAAAUACUACCGAUGAUCACAGCAAAGUUAAGGUGAACACCGAGUCAGAAAAUGAGUCGAAUUACCGUAUCGUCACCGGUGCCACGCCUCGUCCGGAAUCUCCGUCCGAAUACUCCGCGAAUACUUUCUGGAGUAACGUGAACCUAACGAGCAAAAAACCCGAUCCGUCGGUAAACAACAUACGAGACAAAAGUUGGCGUUCCUCGGCGAAGAGCGACGGCUAUAAGAUCAAGUAUCGUCGCAAUCGGUUACGUCAGAAGCUACGAGAGUUGCGUGCAAAAGCACUCGAUCUGUCACGCGAGAUGGCUGCCGACACCAAUCCGCAACAAAGCACCAGGCUACGUCAGAUGAUGAACUGUUAUGAGAAACAGAUUGAGAACAUCUCUAAAUUGUUGUGCAAACUAUCCGCCUCUAUAUCACCCAACGACAAUAUCGUUGAUCUUGAUUACGAGAAGCCGGAUAAACUCACACCGAUAGAAAACACUGCUGAUGACGAAGUUGAACAGGUAAACGGAAUAUCGACAAGUAGCGUUUCUCCGUCGCCUUCUCCGGAACCGCCCAAAUUGUCGCCGCGUUCUCCGAUUGACUCUGAGAAAAGUAAAUCGCCCGACACAUUGAGAGACAGUCCACCCAUAUUGCCUAGAGUUUACAUUGCGAUACAGUCGUCUACUGUAGAAUGUCUGAAGCAAAAUACGGACACUGUUAAGAGUUGGCACAAGAGUGACAACUCAUCAGUUUCACAAGAGAAAGAGGAGAUCAAAUUGAAUGACACAAAUCAAACAAUUCACAACAGCACCGUGACAGUAGCACCAGCUAUAUCUUCAGUCUCGUCGUCGGAGUUUGAAAGUCCCGGAAGCAACACGGAUUGGGACGGAGAAGUGGAUCGGUUGGAGUUGAAGAAUUCGAAAAUCGAAGAAAACAUAUCGGAAGACGUCAAAACGUUUCACGACAAACAAGAACGUCAAUGUGAAGCGAGUCCGUCAAUCUCGGACAAUUUUCUGGAUUCAACAAUGGUUAUCGAAAUGACGAAAACUGACGUGACGAACACAACGGAAGAGUCCGUCGUUAAAGAGAAUUCCGACAAAAUAUUGCAAAAUGCUGAAGCAUUCACGAGUAAACAAGUCACUUGCAAAAAACUGGAGCUGAAACAUAUUGAAGAAUCCAGCGAGACUUUAUCGUCCAGUUUGUCGAUCGUUGAGGGAACUAGAAAAGUAUAUGAUACUGAAUAUGAAAGCUAUGAUUCGGAAGAAAGGAUCGGCAACGAAAAUACUGCAGUUGCGAAUAGGAAUACUGCUGUGCAGGAGGCAACGACGACGGUUAGGCAACUUCAAGCACCCGCGGCCAACGUGACUAACAUCUUACAGCUGCAGUCGAAUUAUUACGGCUCGCCCGUCGCUCAGGACAAUAUUGUCUUCACGGAUGUUGCACAAAACUCAAAAGACGGACGGAAGGUUACAUCAAGUAUGAAUCAGCCUGCGACUUUAGAUCCAACAGUGCCCAUAAGAUUCACCCCAUCGGGAUCUGCCGUUAGCAAUUCAAAUCAGCAAUGUAUUGUCCUGCCUAAUAGUUGCAGUAGCAAAGUCGUUCAAGAAAACAGCAGUCAGCAAAACGACGGAAGUCGCAUCAUGACGGAGCAAUUUCCUACAUUAGGCAAUUGGGUAGCGCGAAUGUCGAGAGAAAAGAAACAGACAACCAAGUCGAAAUCUAAAUUGCAAUCCGGGGUAACUUUGCCAACUACGUCGAUUGCGGAGACCGUUUCCGGUCUUGAGACCCAGAAAAACCGUGAGAAUGCACCAAAUAAUGCAACUCGAAACAAUAUAGUCAACGUAGCACCGCAGUGGAAUACAGAAAGAUGGCAGCGUCAGCAACAUCAGCAGUGUCAACAGCAAUUGUACGCGGCAACGUCAUCAGCCGCACCAUCAGUGAGACCAGGGAUUUGUCCGCCUAUCUCGGUUACUCAGUUCUAUCCACCUAAUUACGCAAUCGAUCCUUACGGAAGCGCAGCUUUUGGUUACCACUCCGCGAUGUGUUCUUAUGACAAUUAUUCCUAUCAUUCUCGUCUACAUGGCGCUGCACCAUCGUUGAGCGGAUAUCAAAUAGGUCCGCUGCAGGACUCGCACACUUCGCUCCGCCAAAUGUCACACAUCGAUAAGCGUUUUCCUGCGAAUCUGUUGGACACGAGGACUCGCCAUUUUGCCAAAGAUCUUCUUAAGUAUCCUGGUGCUUUAUCAACGAGCAAUUAUCAACACGCUGCUAAUAGUUUGGAUUACGACCGACUGAGAACGACAACAGCAGCUGCGACGCAGAAUGGUUCCGCUCCCCCGGCUUGUCUGCCACCGCUGUUGCUGCCACCACCACCGCCAUUGAUAGCUCCUGCACAACAAACACUCGCACGCACUUCUUUAGCCGGUUAUCCGACAAGUGGCAGCCAAUGCAGCAGAAAUAGAAUAAUCCCGGAUGUAGUCGCUGCGGCAGCGGCAGCUGCUGUAGUCGCGGCGGCUUCCUUCGGGCGGCAACAAGGUUCUUUACCACCGUACGGAAGAACCGACACAGGAAUAGUGUCCGGCGAUAUCGGCGGUGUUAUAAACAAAGAAUCCUUGCUUAUGGCAAAUAGAACAAAUGUGAAUCGCGAACGAUUGUCGCAAGAGCAUGUGCAGAGCGUCAAUGGUGUCAACGUGGAAUCGCGGCUGAACAAUAACGGUUAUCAUCAACUGCAGAAUUUGAUUCUUGAUACAUUACCUUACGUGAAGACUGACAACUAUUCUCAGCCACCUGCUAUUUUCGCUGACAACGCUCAAGAGACCGUGUCUUCGGCAUCCACGUCGACGUACAAAUCCACUCCAAUUCUAGCGCCCGGCAACUCGUUGGCCACUAAGGAAUCUACAAGAAAAGAGAGUCGUAACUGCGAAACGCCGCAUUUAGGUAAAGUUAGCCGAACGUUAGAAACGACAAAUAAUUUAGAAUGUUCGAAUUGCGGUUUGGCUGGUUCCAUGUUCAAGUGUCUGGGUUGCGAAGCGGCUUUCUACUGUGACGAGAGGUGCCAAACGCGUCAUUGGAACAUUCACGUAGAAAAAUGUCCUAAGAGAAUGCCUAAAUUGAAAAAACUUAUCUGAGAAUUAUUGAAAGAAUUACAAGAACUCUUUAGAUAGAAAAGUCUAAGGACUUUAAUAACCAAUAUUUUUGUUGAUUUUAUUGCAUAUAUUUAUUGCAUAUGCAAACAAAAUAAAGGACCGAAAAGCCGUUCUAGAUUACUAUAUAUGUACUGUUCUAGUCAAUAUAGUCUAAAUUGUAACAAAUGUGCAAGUUCCAUCUUGCAGUCCUAUCAGAUUUAUACUACAAAUGUGAUAAAAGUGUGCCUGAUCGUUGAGAUAAAAUGCUUACUAUAAUUUUAUUUUCGUGUCUAGUAUUCUGCUUUAAAUAUUGUGAGAGAGAUAAAAUCUCCGGAAUAUUUAUUAUUAUAUUUGUUUUUAUUAAGCGCACGCGUACGUAAAUGACGCAUUUAUUGUGCAAUAACAAUAAAUUUUUUGUCAGUGCUUGUUUCGAUAUUACUGUGUUAUAAAAUAUAUGUUACAAAAUGUGCUACCUCUCAUGUACCUUAUGGAUAAUCAUAGUGAUCACUCACACACACAUAUAAUUGGAUUUGUUAACACAUUGUUGAAUCAAUUGAGAAGAGUGGAAAAGCCAAGACGAAGAGAAAUCCAUUGUGACUAACAAAAUUAAAUAACUUCUACAGUACAAUAAUUAAACUUCUAUUUAAAUUUUGAAAACUAAAAAGUAGGCUUACAGAAUUAGGUGAAAAAUAUCGGUAAAAUAUCAUAAACAUAUCAUUGUUUAUCUUGUCGGAUGGUAUUUUUGAGCUAUAUGAUGUCAUUGAAGAAAUCAAAAUAAGUUAAUAAUAAAGUGAUUUUAGUGCACAUAAGAACGACGUUAGGUUCUUUUUGGUCUUCUCACUCUUCCUAAUUGACAGAAAAAAAAAAAAUGUUAUUAACAUUACUAAUUUAAUACAUCAAUACAUUAUAAAUCAAGCGUUAUAUUCCAACAGGAGACUUUGCAAUAAGUUUUAUACUUUUAAAUAAAAUUUUUAUGUAGUUUGUGUAAAAGUAUUCUAUAAGAGAUGUGAGAUAUAUGCAAUAAUUCUUAGAUAUUGUAAAUCAUAUUUAUUAAUGUGUCCAAAUCUAGCAUAAAAUUAACUUCAAGAAUAUGUUGCAUAUCUUUUUAAAGAUAACAUUCAAUAUGUUUGUUUUAGUUAUUUUGAGUUAUAUAUAUUUGUUUUUUUUUUUUUUAUAUUUUUAUAACAAUUUGUAAUU